CGUGUGGGAGCCGCUCCUUGGGGUGAUCUGCCGCUCAGUUUUGAUGCUGAAAUAGUUGUGGUUUGAGGACCUGGACCCGUGAAGGUGUGCUGUACCCAUGACGUUAUAAAUUCUCUGUGGCUCGAUGAGCGUAGAAGUGGAGAGAAAGUUUUUAUUCAAUGCUGAAACUCUGAAAACACUGGAGGAGAUUGGGGCAAAGUGUGUUGGUCAGCAUCAGUUUCACGACCAAUACUUUGACACCCCCCAAUUUCACCUGACUUUAAGCGACAUGUGGCUGCGUAAACGUAAAGGAUGCUGGGAGCUCAAGUGUCCAAUGGCAGCAGUCAGCAGCAGUGGAGAGACAGUCGGGGAACCAUGUAAAGCUGCAGCGCUGUGUACUCACUACAAGGAGAUAAUCAACCUCUCUCAAAUUCAGCUGAGAGUUAAAGAGGUUGUCAAAGAUGUUCAUGAGCGCAGAGACACAGAGACAAGCUCCUUACAGCAGGAUGAGUCUUGGUUCAGCAAAAUGAAUCUGGUAUGCUUUGCAGAGUUUACAACAACACGGCAGACAUUCACUUUAGAGGAGGAGGGAGUGCAGAUAGAUCUGGACCAAGCUGACUUUGGCUACUGUGUGGGAGAGGUAGAAGUGCUCUUACCAGAGAUAGAGGACAUGCAGUCUGCUCUGGGGAAGAUUGAAACAACAGCUGAAAAGCUGGGUCUGACUGGAGAUCAUCGAGUUGAAGGAAAAAUGAAUGUUUACCUUAAACGACAUCACCCUGAGCACUAUUCAAAACUACUGAGCAAACACAUUUUAUAAGAGAUGUUAUGAAUAAUUAGUGACAGCUAAAUAGUUUUAACAUGUGCAACAUUGUAUCUGUAGACUGAGGUAAUAUUUAUUACAAAUCUUAAUAACAAUGUGCCUGCAAUUGUAAAGAUGCUCAAAAUUAAUCUGAAUCUUUUAAUGUUAAUGUAAGCAGCAACCCAAGUAGGCCUGUACAUGUGCUUUGCUCAAGGACUGCUGUGACUUUGCUUUAACUGUACUGCAAUCAAGAGCUUUUAUUAAGUUAUGAGAGCAACUGAACUAACUAAAUAAAUGGUGUGUAUUAUUGUUGAUUCACUAUUAAUAGUGAUUAUGUUGUGCUGCAUUGUGUUAAAAAUUAAAUGACUAGAUAGACAUUGC
Monopterus albus (swamp eel) is the source of this 1159-nucleotide messenger RNA. It is a transcript of the gene thtpa, whose product is annotated as thiamine triphosphatase. The record is from RefSeq and is a predicted model, not a curated record. Bases 125 to 796 code for a protein of 223 amino acids. Lineage: Eukaryota; Metazoa; Chordata; Actinopteri; Synbranchiformes; Synbranchidae. Gene Ontology annotation, biological process: dephosphorylation; thiamine diphosphate metabolic process. Gene Ontology annotation, molecular function: thiamine triphosphate phosphatase activity; magnesium ion binding. The transcript is spliced from 4 exons.